UCCGUAGCCACGAUGGAUGCAACACCAUGCCUUCUGCUCGUCCUCCUGUUCUGGACAAGGAUACAAGAAAAUAACGCUCUCCAGUGUUACUGUGACCGCUGCACUGCCAACUCCAGCUGCACCACUGAUGGCGUGUGUUACGUCGCCAUCCGCAAGUCAGGCAGCCGGUUGACCAUCGAGCGGCGCCAGUGUGUACAUGAAACCGAGCUGAUCCCACGAGACCGGCCCUUCUUCUGUGCCCCGUCUGUCAAACAUGACGAGGGUAUUUACCCCAUGUGCUGUACUGACGACUACUGCAACAAAGAGCCCAACCUGGAAAUCUUUCCUGUUCCCCCACCAGAAACUCCUCCUUUAGGCCCUGUGGCCCUUGCAGCAGUGAUCGCCGGCCCUGUGUGUUUGCUCUGCCUGUUGCUGGUCCUGGCGUUUUAUGUUUGCCACAGCCACAGAGGUCUUGGGGCAGGGGGUGCCGGGCCCCAUCAUCACCACCACCAUAGGGUUCCCAAUGAAGAGGACCCCUCUAUGGACCACCCCUUCAUCACAGUGGGAACAACACUGAAGGACCUUAUCUAUGACAUGACCACCUCGGGCUCUGGAUCAGGACUACCACUGCUGGUCCAGAGGACCAUUGCCAGAACCAUCAUCCUUCAGGAGAGCAUUGGCAAGGGCCGUUUUGGGGAGGUAUGGCGGGGAAAAUGGCGUGGGGAGGAAGUGGCUGUGAAAAUCUUCUCCUCCCGUGAAGAGCGCUCCUGGUUUCGCGAAGCUGAGAUCUACCAGACUGUGAUGCUGAGGCACGAGAACAUUCUAGGCUUCAUUGCAGCUGACAACAAAGAUAACGGGACGUGGACGCAGCUGUGGCUGGUUUCUGAUUACCAUGAACAUGGCUCCCUGUUUGACUACCUGAACCGCUACACCGUCACUGUGGAGGGCAUGAUCAAGCUGUCCCUGUCCACAGCCAGCGGCCUGGCCCACCUUCACAUGGAGAUUGUGGGCACUCAAGGUAAGCCAGCGAUUGCUCACAGAGACCUGAAGUCAAAGAACAUCCUGGUGAAAAAGAACGGCACCUGCUGCAUCGCUGACCUUGGUUUAGCUGUCCGUCACGACUCAGCUACCGACACCAUCGACAUCGCUCCAAACCACAGAGUGGGAACCAAAAGGUAUAUGGCACCAGAGGUCCUGGACGACUCCAUAAACAUGAAACACUUUGAGUCUUUCAAGCGGGCAGACAUCUAUGCCAUGGGCCUGGUCUUCUGGGAGAUCGCCAGCCGCUGCUCUAUGGGAGGCAUCCAUGAGGACUACCAGCUGCCCUACUAUGACCUGGUUCAGUCGGAUCCGUCGGUGGAAGAGAUGAGGAAGAUUGUUUGUGAGCAGAAGCUUCGACCCAAUAUCCCCAAUCGCUGGCAGAGCUGUGAGGCCUUGCGGGUGAUGGCCAAGAUAAUGAGGGAGUGUUGGUAUGCCAACAGUGCUGCCCGACUCACCGCCCUCCGAAUCAAGAAAACGCUGUCUCAGCUCAGCCAACAGGAGGGAAUCAAGAUGUAGACUCAACUACAGAACACACUCUUACACACACAUCUGACUGUCACCCAUAUCGUUAGCAUUAAAGCAUUGUUAUCAUCA
Molecule: messenger RNA, 1614 nt
Organism: Cheilinus undulatus (humphead wrasse)
Lineage: Eukaryota; Metazoa; Chordata; Actinopteri; Labriformes; Labridae
Gene: tgfbr1b
Product: transforming growth factor, beta receptor 1 b
Exons: 9
Coding region: 13-1536 (507 amino acids)
Biological process (GO): heart development; protein phosphorylation; transforming growth factor beta receptor signaling pathway
Cellular component (GO): activin receptor complex; plasma membrane
Molecular function (GO): transforming growth factor beta receptor activity, type I; SMAD binding; activin binding
Source: RefSeq, a predicted model, not a curated record